Molecule: messenger RNA, 2590 nt
Organism: Hibiscus syriacus
Lineage: Eukaryota; Viridiplantae; Streptophyta; Magnoliopsida; Malvales; Malvaceae
Product: disease resistance protein TAO1-like
Exons: 6
Coding region: 212-1741 (509 amino acids)
Molecular function (GO): protein binding
Source: RefSeq, a predicted model, not a curated record
CCGUAACUCUUCAGAGCCAUCCAACAAUCGUGGUGCUCCGUAAUCGUUUUCUCGGAAACCUAUGCCUUUUCAGCGUGGAUCCAUCUAAUUUUAGAAAACAGAAGGAGAAAGUUGAGGAAGCUUUUGCCAAACAUUAAGAGAGAUACAAGGAAGAUAAAGACAAGAUCUUAAGGUGGCGAAAUGCAUUGACUCAAGUGGCAAACAGCAAGGGAUGGCAUUUAAAUGGCAGGCUACAGAAGGGAUUGAAGGCAUGAUCAUUGACAAUAAAAGGGAAUCGAAGAAGAUGCUGAAUUUGAAUGUGGAUGCCUUGUGGAAGAUGAAGAAGUUGAGAUUGCUCAAAGUCCUUUGCCUCUUAAACUGUGAUGAUCUCAAAUAUCUUUCUAGUGAGCUACGACGUUUAGAUUGGACAGGAUAUCCUUUAAGAUUUUUGCCUCCAAGCUUCCAACUCGACAACCUUGUUGCUCUUCUCUUGCCAUACGGUCGCAUCGAACAACUAUGGAAGGCAAACACUCUCUUGUACAAGUUGAAAGUGCUCAACCUCAGAGGCUGUCAAAACCUGAUCAAGACACCAGACUUCACAACAAGCCCAAAUCUGGAAAUUUUGAUAUUGGAGGGUUGUAUAAAAAUAGUAGAUGUUCAUCCAUCGAUCGGAGUUCUUUUGAGGCUUCAACUUUUGAACUUAAGAGGCUGCAAGAGUCUUAGGAAUCUUCCAACCAAAAUAGGAGGGUGCAAUUCUCUAAAAACUCUUGAUCUUUCUAGUUGUCAUAAAGUUGAAAAUUUGCCUGAGAAUUUGCAGCAAGUAGAGUCUCUGGAAGAUCUUGAAUUGAGUGGAACAGCCAUUGCAAAACCGCCAUACUUCAUUUUCCGAUUCAAAAAUCUUAAGGCUCUGUCUUUCAAUGGGUGCAAGGGAUCAUCAUCUAAGUUUGGAACAAAUCUACCUUCUCUUUUCCAGGUUUUCCAAAGAAGUAUGGAGUCAUUGCCUCUAAUAUUACAUUCACUGUCAGGUUUGACAUCAUUAACUAGCUUGAAACUAAAGGACUGCAAUCUUUGCCAAGGAGAUAUUCUCAGUGAUAUUUUUUGUCUAUCCUCUUUGAUAACUCUUGAUCUCAGUGGUAACAAUUUCGUCAGCACACCUUUGUCUUUUUUUCUACUUUUCAAGCUUCAAUAUCUUGGAUUGUCAAAUUGCAAGGAGCUUAAACAUUUUCCCGGGUUUAUAAGUACAGAAGGUGUAAACAUAGAUGGUUAUUCUUCUCUAGAACUAGUUCCUAAUAAGGUAUGCAAUUCAGUGGGUGGACCACGGAUAAGGGGUCUUCACUGCUAUAGAUUGGCUGAGAGUAGCGAUGUUUAUACAUUGCUGGGAAGACAUAUAAAGCAACAUGUAAUUUCAAGAAAAGGGUUUGAUGCUGUUAAGCCUGGAAGUGAAAUCCCAAAAUGGUUCAGCCAUCAAGCCGUUGACUCGUCAAUCAAGAUACCACUGCCUAACAAUAUUCAAAAUGAUAGUCAAUGGAUGGGAGUUUCUUUCGCCUGCGUUUUUGUCGAUGAUGAUGCUUCGAGGCAUGAGGAACUCACUUGUGAAUUUGAUAUCCAUCAUAGAAUAUCUGUACAAGCUACUUGUGAUGGAUCUGUUUCUUGGGUUAAAAAUCCUCAGCAUGUCAUAUGGAGAAGCUGGUUUUUUAAUAAAGAAUAUGUCCAACCCAUAAUAAAGGACCACUUUUAUCAUACUUACUUGCCGGCCGCGUGACUUAUUAUAUCCAUUUUAUUCGGAUGACAAAUGUGGUGAAAGUGAAAUUGAGGAUUCACCGACAACAGAUUACUCGAAUCAGGUAUUCAAUGAACUUCAAUUGUCGAUAACAUCUGAUAAAUGUUCCAAAUGUGUUAAGGUGAAGAAAUGUGGGGUUCGAAUAGUGUAUCAGAAAGAUUUGGAAGAUAUCAAUGAAGACUCCGACGGAGAUGAAUCGAUGGCUAACGGUCCCCUUAUCAAUGAAGACUCAGACGAAGAAGAGCUUGUGGAUGAUCAAUAAUGGCUUGUUCCUUUUGAGUACAAAGAAUUUUCGGUACUCGACUCUACCAAGGUCACUCGAGGAACUCUUCUAAGAUAUGGUUAGUCUAAUUGCAGGGUCUAAGAUUUAACCAUAAUAAUUCAUGUACUACAAUUGUGUUUUCAAACUAUGAAACCUGUAGACAUAGAUGUUUUGGGGAUUAAUAGCUUCUAAAGCCUUCUUCUCUGGUCUAACCAAUGCCAUCUUCAAAGCUCCAAUGCUUUUCUUUGAUUCAACCCCUGCUGGGAGGACUCUGACCCGAGUAAGAUCGGAUUUCCCAGUCUACCCAUUUCUGUGUCUGCGAUUUUCAUUGAUCCAUUUGAUCUGUUUGAUACAAGUUAAACCCGGGAGAAAUCUGAGGAAUCUGGAAAACAUUGCAGAUUGUGAGAGGAAAUAGAUGUCUAUCAUGUGCCAGAGAAAGAACACUGCAAGUCAUUCCAUGAAAAUUGCAUAUUAUUCAUUGGAACAUCAAAUUAAGUGAUACAAAAACAAGUUUGGGGUAGCUAAUUCACAGAUUAAAUGAAGUUGAGAUAGACAUAUUACUAAUUCAC